AUGUGGAAACCGUUGACCAUUGCCGCGCUUUUCGCUGCGCCGUCUCUUCAGAGUGCGGUUGGCAAGCGGUUUGCGCCUCUGAAGUUUUCUAAGGAUGGAACAUUCCAGAUCUCUAUUUUGGAAGAUCUUCACUUUGGAGAGAGUAAGUCUCCCACGCUAUUUCAUGAAUUUCCGAGUGCUAACUUUACAAAAGAUGCAUGGGACUCCUGGGGACCAGAGCAGGAUGUCAAUUCCGUCAAAGUAAUCAAUGAGGUCCUCGAUGCCGAGUCCCCAGAUCUCGUCGUCUUGAACGGCGACUUGAUCACCGGCGAAAAUGCCUUCCUGGAAAACAGCACCGUCUACAUUGACGAGAUUGUCGCACCUCUCGUUGACCGUGGCUUGACCUGGGCCUCCACCUACGGAAACCACGAUAGUUCCUACAAUCUCUCCCGCUCAGCCAUCUUGGCCAGAGAAAACCGGUGGCCCAAUUCACGAACCAAGCAGAUGGUCUCUGGCCGCAAUGCUGGUGUCACCAAUUACUAUCUCCCUGUCUACGGAUCCAGCAACGAGAAAGCUUCUGGAGCACCCGAAAUGCUGCUGUGGUUCUUUGACAGCCGCGGUGGUGACUAUUACCAAGAACUCGAUUCUUCUGGAAACGAGGUCGCGCAGCCAAACUGGGUUGAUGAGAGUGUUGUGAACUGGUUUGAAACGACCAAUGCGGAGUUGGUCAAGAAGUACCACAAGAACAUCCCCUCUCUCGUUUUUGUCCACAUCCCCACCAAUGCAUCCCAGGCUAUCCAGACUGAACUUGGAAUAAAUGCGCACAAGGAGCCAGGCAUCAAUGACGACUAUGUCCUCGCACAGCAAGGAGAGGGCUGGUGCGCGGAUGGAAGCAAUGACAGCUCUUGCGUGUAUGGUGGUCAAGAUGUGGCAUUCAUGAAGGCUUUGGUUGAUACGCCCGGUGUUAUUGGUGUUUUCUCAGGUCAUGACCACGGAGAUACCUGGUGCUACAAGUGGGAUACCCUCAUCCCUGGAAUGUCGGUGAAAGGAAACGGCAUCAAUCUUUGCUUCGGACAGCAUACUGGAUACGGUGGAUAUGGAAGCUGGAUUCGGGGAUCCCGACAGGUCCUUGUUACCGAGUCGAAGCUCAAGGAUAUGGUGAUUGACACUUGGAUUCGACUUGAGUCUGGUGAUGUUGUAGGAUCUGUUUCUCUCAACUCGACCUAUGGGGAGGACACGUAUCCUAGUACCCCGGAUACACUUACUUGA
Penicillium cataractarum is the source of this 1248-nucleotide messenger RNA. Its product is annotated as metallophosphoesterase family protein. Gene Ontology annotation, molecular function: hydrolase activity, acting on ester bonds. Lineage: Eukaryota; Fungi; Ascomycota; Eurotiomycetes; Eurotiales; Aspergillaceae. Bases 1 to 1248 code for a protein of 415 amino acids. The record is from RefSeq and is a predicted model, not a curated record. Gene Ontology annotation, cellular component: cytoplasm. The transcript has a single exon.